GCCGGAUGGAAGGGAGGGGGGAAGGCAAGAUGGCGGAGCUGGGGAAAAAGUAUUGCGUGUACUGCCUGGCCGAGGUGACCUCGCUCCGGUUCCGCUGCACCGAGUGUGCCGACAUCGAGCUCUGCCCGGAGUGCUUCUCGGCCGGCGCCGAGAUCGGCCCGCACCGGCGCUGGCAUGGCUACCAACUGGUGGACGGCGGGCGGUUCACGCUGUGGGGCGCCGAGGCCGAAGGCGGCUGGAGCAGCCGGGAGGAGCAGCUCUUGCUGGACGCCAUCGAGCAGUUCGGCUUCGGCAACUGGGAAGAUAUGGCUGCUCAUGUUGGAGCAUCACGUACUCCUCAGGAAGUGAUGGAACACUAUGUAAGCAUGUACAUCCAUGGCAACCUGGGAAAGGCCUGCAUCCCUGACAUCAUUCCAAACAGAGUCACUGACCACACCUGCCCAAGUGGCGGUCCGCUUUCUCCAAGCCUCACCAUGCCUCUGCCACCUCUAGACAUAUCAGUGGCUGAGCAGCAGCAGCUGGGAUAUAUGCCCCUUCGAGAUGACUACGAAAUUGAGUAUGACCAAGAUGCUGAGACUCUGAUCAGUGGUCUGUCAGUGAACUACGAUGAUGAUGAUGUGGAAAUAGAAUUAAAGAGGGCUCACGUGGACAUGUAUGUGAGAAAGCUGAAGGAGAGGCAGCGCAGAAAGAACAUUGCUCGUGACUACAACCUCGUCCCUGCUUUUCUAGGAAAGGAUAGAAAGGACAAAGAAAAACCUUCCAAACGCAAGAUCACAAAGGAUGAAAAAGAGCUGAGAUUAAAACUGAGGUCUCUCUACCAAUUUAUGUCUUGUAAAGAGUUUGACGAUUUCUUUGAAAACCUGCACAAAGAGAAGGUUCUGCGAACCAAGAUUAGAGAACUACAGCGCUAUCGUCGGAAUGGAAUCACAAAAAUGGAAGAGUCAGCAGAGUAUGAAGCCGCCAGACACAAACGAGAGAAGAGGAAAGAGAACAAAAAUAUUACUACUGCUAAGAGGGGAAAGGAAGAUGGUAAAGAUGGAGAAUUUGCUGCAAUUGAAAAUCUUCCUGGCUUUGAGCUGCUCUCGGACCGAGAAAAAGUACUUUGUAGCUCUAUAAAUCUGAGUCCAGCACGUUAUGUGACAGUUAAAACUAUUAUAAUUAAAGACCAUCUACAAAAAAGACAAGGCAUUCCAUCAAAAAGCCGUCUUCCUAGUUACUUAGAUAAGGUGCUAAAGAAAAGGAUUUUGAAUUUCUUAACAGAAAGUGGUUGGAUAUCCAGAGAUGCUUCUUGAAUCUUGUCUGUUUGCUAUGACAUAGUGUUCAUAUGAACAGAAGGCCUCAUCGUUGCCCAGAGUAACCUGUUACUAUCUUUUUUUCUCAAAACCUGGGAUUUCCCUUGUGAAAGAUUGAUACUCUCUGUUUAAAUGGAUUCUCCUUCAGUGUUGGAUCAUGCAAAAAUUGAAUGGUCCUAUUCUUAACUUUCUUUACCUGAGGAAGUUGGUGAAUGAGGUGGCUCACAUACAUUGACUAGUCUAUUAAAAGUGUGAUGCAGGGCCCUGACACUGGUUACUGCACAACAUCUUUGCAGUACGUGGUUUGUGGGGAAGAAAAGCCCCCAUCGGCUUGUGUUAUAGUUACCAUACUGGCCCAAAAUGCCAGCUUUUAUGCUGUUACUUGGGAGCAAGGCCCACGGCAUUCAAUGGGACUAAGUAAACCUGAAUAGCGUCAGGCUGCAUGCGUCUUUCUACUGAAUCCUGUACAUUGCAAUUGAGAAGUUAGGAUUUCUUGGUGAAUAUCCUUAUUUGUGAAUCUGUUUUUAUUGUUGGUUGUCAAAAGCAUUUGUAUUUUCAUGGCACUGGCAGCAAAGAGGAGUUGUUUCAUUUGCUUUAGAGGGGGCAAGACAUUAGGGCAUAGGUGUCAAACUCGUGGGGGGUUUUUGGUGAAGGCUUUCAUAGCCAGUGGGUUUUUUGGACUGCGUUGCCAUGGUCUGGUAGUUUUUGCUACUGACGUUUUUUCCGUAUCUAUGGCAUCUUCAGAGGCAUGCCACUGUGAGAUCUGUUUCAUGGAGAGAAACGUAUCUCACCCUGACAUACCUUGGAAGAUGCCAGCCAUAGAUGUGGGUGAAACAUUCGUGGCAAAACCACCAGACCAUGGCUGCGCAGCCCAGAAAACCCACAAAACAGCUCGUGGUUUUUUUGGUGGGCAGAUUCCACCAUGUCUACCCUUUGCAACAAAAAGAGCUAAGCCCGCUUUAGCGAAGACAGUCCAGCACGUGGCGGAUUCCGCUUAGUGUUUUGUUGUGGUUGUUGAAAAGGGUAUAGCUGAGUACAGAGCUGGGGGAAGCUUUUGGCAAAUCCCUCGCAUGUCAUUUGCAAACCCUUGUCAUGAUCCAGGGGCUCUCGCGUAGUUCAGUCGGCGCUCACCCACUUCUUUUAAGCAAUUAGAGGAGUGAAGAAUGCAUGCGUGCAUGUGUCGAGCGCCUCACUGAAAAGUGAAAACGGCUCAUUCACGUACGGUUUGGGAAACGCCCAUUGGGUAGCAGUAAUGCCACCCGAAGUGCACUGCUGCGUCAUGUGUUGGUUCCCACCACCUCUGAACAGAGCGGAUUCAUAGGAGGCAUCCAUGCCCCAUCUUGCUGUGGCCCCUGUGAUGAGAGAGGACGCCUGGGACACAGUGUCUCCCCCUGGAAAAGCUCACACAAGAGCAGUGGGGGGUGUCUUGUGCUGCUUCUUUUCCUUUUCUUGCUUCAAUCAUCCAUUGAGAAAUCAAGCCACCUCUCCAUAUUCAGGGACAGUUUUCUGGGGCAGCACAGAUAUUGUGAAGGUUAAAUGGCAAACGGGCUUCUGUAAACUUGUCACGUAGGAUCCCGCACAAGGCGCUUGGGACAAGGUUGUGUUGAAGCUGGUCAGACAUUUGAGAGCCCCUUUGGUCCUUUGGCCUCUGACUAAACGCUUGCUGAACUCCUCCUGGGCUGUUUGGCAGCAUGCAAAUUGUGCGCAGGCUUGGCUCCCAAUUGCUGGCAUCAGGCAGCUUCAUGCUGGGCACAGAGCAAAAAACCUUCUUGUUACAAAGGGCUACGCCAAAUUAAAACGCUCACAUUUCAGUCGCCUUUUAUCAGGGACGCGACAGCCGAAAUCGCAAUCCAGAGGUCUUGAUUUCCUUUGUUUGGCGAGACUCCACCUCCUAAGGCAGUGAUGGCGAACCUUUGGCACUCCAGAUGUUAUGGACUACAAUUCCCAUCAGCCCUUGCCAGCGUGACCAAUUGGCCAUGCUGGCAGGGGCCGAUGGGAAUUGUAGUCCAUAACAUCUGGAGUGCCAAAGGUUUGCCCCCAUGGUCCUAAGGGAAGCCUUUCCAGAUUGCUUUGGUCACCGAGAGGCAACUAAGUGUCUUGCUAGGUGGUGUCACUUAAAGGCCCGAAAACGUCUCUGCCUCGUGUAUGUUUUCUGUGGCACAGGGGGUGCUCUGGAUGUGUUGCUGCAGCCUUCUGGUUCUGAGAGGUUUCUGUUCUGCUCCCCUGGAGUCUGUGAGCUUUACUGUCCAUUACUGAGCUUGUCAUCGAAAAAUAAACAGCCCGCGUGGGCCUUGAAAAGCAA
Sphaerodactylus townsendi is the source of this 3594-nucleotide messenger RNA. It is a transcript of the gene TADA2B, whose product is annotated as transcriptional adaptor 2B. The transcript has 2 exons. Gene Ontology annotation, biological process: chromatin remodeling; regulation of transcription by RNA polymerase II. Gene Ontology annotation, molecular function: zinc ion binding; chromatin binding; transcription coactivator activity. The record is from RefSeq and is a predicted model, not a curated record. The coding region runs from base 6 to 1292 and encodes 428 amino acids. NCBI's taxonomy places the organism in Eukaryota, Metazoa, Chordata, Lepidosauria, Squamata, Sphaerodactylidae. Gene Ontology annotation, cellular component: nucleus; SAGA-type complex.